Messenger RNA from Tilletiopsis washingtonensis, 772 nucleotides. RefSeq lists its product as hypothetical. The record is from RefSeq and is a predicted model, not a curated record. Lineage: Eukaryota; Fungi; Basidiomycota; Exobasidiomycetes; Entylomatales. The transcript has 2 exons. Bases 84 to 683 code for a protein of 199 amino acids.
CUUCGUAAGCCGCGAACUGAGAUGAGGCGUCGCCACCGCUAACCAAACCCGACUGCCAGUACGACCUUGACCAGGAGCGACUCAUGCGCGCCCUCAUACCCGCACCUGAAAGCUACCUCGAGCUGUUCGCUGCGGCUGACAUGUUCGAACUGGACAGCGUCAAGAAGAGAACGAUCGAAGCAAUCCGCCAGCGCUUGGAAGCCGAUGACGGCUUUCUCCUCCGCCAUAUCCUUUCAGAGCAAGUGUGCCUGUACGAUGACAUCUUCAAGUUGUUCCACGCGUGUCUGGUCUCUGUGAGCUCACCCAAAGAGGAGAUGCAGUCUGUGCGUCUUCUGACGGAUCUGAUGGGACAGCGUCUUCAUCGAAUCAAAGAGCACGAGCUAUACGCCAAGUUCCAGGCUCAGAUGCUGCAGAGCGCUGAGUCUGUGGUCGCGCGACGCAAAGAACGUGUCUUCGAGGUGCUCUUCAAUGGCGCGGCCAGUCUUUCGCAGCAACUCUCCAACCCUCUCGCUGACCGGGUGGCGUACGAGCCGUGCUGUUCAAACAAGUGCAGCCAGGCCUACGUCCAGUCUCAACUUUCUCAUUUCCGGUGCCCGUCUACUGGGAAGCAGAGCAAGUGUUUGUCGGCUAUAGCAGUGAAUACUGCUCUCUGCAAAGAGGCGCCUCCCUCCUGGAACAUGUGAGGGUCGCCGAGGUGGUGCGCACGCAUGCCUCAACGUCGGACAACCACGCUCGCGGUGUCCUCGUCAAGGUGCUCCGCAAAUGACAUGAC